UGGUCAUUUCUCUGGCAUAUUCUCUAUAGGUUUAUCGUACACUAAGGCAUUAUUAUUCGCAUACAGCUGCAUAUUUUAGUAACCCAAUGCACGCGAAGUAUUGUAUAUAAACAUUAUUUCGUCUAUUUACAUGGCUAAAGAAAUUAAGUUGAGCGGUGAGGCGAGCGUGAACGUCACCGUCACUGUCGUAUCGCUCCAUCAAUGACAUUAUAUAGCCUAGGCUAUGCGAUCUGUGCUGUGAAAACAAAAUUAUGCCUUUUAAUAGCCGAAACAUUCCUUUUAAUAUCGCGAUUCUGAAAAGGCAGUUAGCGACAAGAUAACAACGUAAUGCAAAUUUAACCAAAUCAAAAAUAUGCAGUCCUGUCUGGAACAUGUUAUUAUCGUGAAAGAUCUCCGAUCAGCGUUUUUCAGAAACGUUUUACGGUUUUGAUGAUUUUGACGAACAGGAGUAAACUCGCGUGUUAAUCAUGAUGGACACAACAUCAUAACGCUCGAGCUCCGUUCGCCAGUAAACGUGCGCACGGCGAGACCUGAGCCGAAGAAUCAUAGCGGCGCCUCAGAUAUGAAUGAUGAUGGAUGCUGAUAACGCGGAUAGCUGGUUUCCUCUGUCAGAAAACGCAACCACAAGUUUAAACGCGUCGACCCUGGGUUUCCUAAACGCGUCGUCUCCGGUGGUUCUGUGGGGUGAUGCUCAGGAUAAAGAGGUGGCACGACUGAAGGAGAUCCUGCAGGCGCAGGAAAGAGCCUACAAAGAUUUCACUACUACCAUUCAAGUUUUCAUCCUCAUCGGCUCCCUUUUGAGCAAUACUGCAGUGUUGUGGUGCACUUGCUACACCAAUGUCUUCAAGUCUGUCACCAAUCUCUUCAUCAAGAACCUAGCGUGUUCCGGCAUUUGUGCUGGGUUGGUGUGUGUGCCCUUUGACAUAGCCUUGAGUUCCAGCCCCCUAUGCUGCCUAUGGGUCCAUACGCUUCUGCUGUGCAAAGCCAUCAAGUUCCUACACAGGCUUUUCUGUUCUGCCACUGUGCUCAGCUUCGCUGUCAUCGCCCUGGAUAGGUACUACUCAGCACUGUAUCCACUGGAGAGAAAGAUUUCAGAUGCCAAAUCCAGAGACCUGGUCAUUUACAUCUGGGUGCAUGCGGUGGUGGCCAGUGCCCCUGUGUUCGCUGUAAGCAAUGUGACGGAUGUCUACGCCACCUCUUCCUGUUCUGACGGCCAAUCGCUUGGACAUCUGGUUUACAUGAUCACAUACAGCGUCACCACACUCAUUUUACCAUUAGCAAUGGUGUUUCUAGUCAUGGCACUAAUCCGCCGUGCACUAAGCACCAGCCAGAAGAAGAAAGUGAUCAUUGCGGCACUGCGCACCCCACAGAACGGCAUUUCCAUCCCCUAUGUGUCUCAGCGUGAGGCUGAACUUCAUGCCAGUCUGUUGUCCAUCGUUCUAGUCUUCGCGGUGUGCAGCACUCCCUAUGCCGCUCUGGUAAUAUACCGUUCAGUGCUGGGGGCCGCAAAAGCCUCAUCUUGGUUACAGCUGACUGCCGUGUGGCUGCCGAAGGUCUCUCUCCUCACCAACCCACUAUUUCUCCUCACAGUAAACCGGUCUGUGCGGCGCUGCCUUCUUGAUAUGCUAGCACGCCUUCAUCGCCGCUAUAGCCGAAGGAACAUGGUCAGUGUUGGGGUUCUGGCUGAAGUAGGGCCACUAGGGGGCGAGACUGUGGUUCGCUCUGGUAGUCAACUCCUGGAGAUGUUCAAUAUCGGCCAACAACAGAUCUUCAGACCAAAUGAGGAUGAAGAAGAUAAUGAAAUUUCCUCUGUGGCCUCCACCAACUUUCAACCCAAAGAUGAAGGACAGGGUGGAAACGGAGGGGUGGCAAAAGAGGUGCAUCAGCCACAGUCAGGAAACGCAGUAAAAGAAGAAGGCUUAGUGUUACCAAAACAUUCCCCUAUUCAGUCAUUUGCCUACUCCUCUUCACAGGUCGCCCCUGCGACUCCCACGGACCCUGAGGAUGCAACACAGUUUGGUUUUGGGCCAUUUGAGCUGCCACCACAAUGGCUGCCUGAAACCAGGAACAGUAAGAAAAGGCUCCUUCCUCCGUUGGGUAACACACCAGAGGAGCUGAUCCAGACCAAGCAGGCCAGAAUUCGGCCCGAGAGACGCAUCAGUAGAAACAAUAAAGUUAGUACCUUCCCUAAUAUGGAUCCAUGAAACAGUGCAGUAGACCAAAUCAUAAAAAGCCAAGAAGAAAGACUGUUUGAGUUUUCUAUCUAAAGUUAUUUUGAGAUGAUUUUCUAUGCGAGUGCAGAUCAAUGAAGGACACGGAGAGAAUACGUUUAUAGUAGGAAGUAAGAGGAAUUUACAUGCUCUCCUGCUGUCUGUUUGGUCGAUUUAAUAGACAUCCCUUCAUCUCCAUGUAAUGACAGAAAAGGAAAUUGAUCUUUCACAGGAAAUUCAAGAAACAGAUGUAAGGAAGGCAUGGAUUGUAACAAAUGUAAGGUAGGCAUGGAUUGUAUGACAUUUGUUUUGCUGGAAUGGUCAAUAAAAUUCAUAACAAUCAUUUUUAUGUA
Messenger RNA from Cyprinus carpio (common carp), 2563 nucleotides. Its product is annotated as G protein-coupled receptor 176-like. The record is from RefSeq and is a predicted model, not a curated record. Gene Ontology annotation, cellular component: plasma membrane. NCBI's taxonomy places the organism in Eukaryota, Metazoa, Chordata, Actinopteri, Cypriniformes, Cyprinidae. Gene Ontology annotation, molecular function: G protein-coupled receptor activity. Gene Ontology annotation, biological process: G protein-coupled receptor signaling pathway.